Ostreococcus tauri is the source of this 300-nucleotide messenger RNA. RefSeq names its product Ribonucleoprotein LSM domain,eukaryotic/archaea-type. Gene Ontology annotation, cellular component: precatalytic spliceosome; U6 snRNP; U4/U6 x U5 tri-snRNP complex. The transcript has 2 exons. Bases 1 to 300 code for a protein of 99 amino acids. Gene Ontology annotation, molecular function: RNA binding. NCBI's taxonomy places the organism in Eukaryota, Viridiplantae, Chlorophyta, Mamiellophyceae, Mamiellales, Bathycoccaceae. Gene Ontology annotation, biological process: mRNA splicing, via spliceosome. The record is from RefSeq and is a predicted model, not a curated record.
AUGAGCGCGAACGGGGGGGCGCUGGGGCCCAUGGUGCACGCGCGCGUGCACGUGCUCACGAACGACGGUCGACACGUCGUGGGAACGCUCCGGGGAUUCGACCAAGUGACGAAUGUCAUCCUGGAGGAUUGCGCCGAGCGCGUGUACUCGAGCGAGUCGGGGGUGGAGGAAGCCCCGCUGGGCGUGUACAUGAUUCGAGGCGAUAACGUAGCGCUCGUGGGACCGGUGGACGAGGAGCUGGACGCAAAGUUAGAUUUGUCGGGAACGCGGGCGCUACCGCUGAAACCGAUAAAGUUUUAG